This is a messenger RNA of Candidula unifasciata, 1551 nucleotides long. NCBI's taxonomy places the organism in Eukaryota, Metazoa, Mollusca, Gastropoda, Stylommatophora, Geomitridae. The record is from the annotation of a GenBank genome assembly.
AUGAUCACGUUGGCUGCUGUCUUAUCUGCCUUGGCAGUCUUUUUUCUUAGAUUGCCAGAAUCAGAAUCAAAAGUGGUAGUUUUGCUGUCUGUUCCUCACACAGCAAAUGUUCGAACCCACACCAAUGUAGGACGAGCUCUGGCAGCUUUAGGACACCAGCCGUAUGUCCUGAUUCCACAGUUUAUGUUGCAAGAAAAGCUGGUCAACGUUGAGGGAAUUAAUGUCAUUGCCUAUGGGGAUUAUUUAGGAAAUUAUGAAGAAAUGCUUACAAGUAAAAUAGUUGGAUCUUUUUGGCAAGGAGGUAUUCAGUUGUACACACUUCUAUCAGAGUUUUCAGGAAUUCUUCAAGAGACUGCGAGACUUAUUUUAUCUGACCGAGAUCUCCGGGAGAAAUUAGCAGCAAUUAAGCCUGAUUUGUUUGUUCUGUCGCAUUUGCCUCCGUUCAAGAACAUUGUAAUUCUUCCAUAUAUUUUUAAUGCUUCGUUUGUACUGCUGAGCCCUUUCAAUGAUCUCCUCGGAUAUAGAGUCCCAGUUAGUCUAACUGCGACCCCUUGUCAAGCCAUUGGCACCAUCAGUCAUGAUAGUUUCCUAGAUCGGCUGAAGAUUGCUGCCUGCAACACAGGGCUCAUGAUUUUAGGGCUCAUCAGUGGAAAUGACAGUAUGGUUGUGGAGUUUGCCCCUCACAGACCACCGAUAUCUGUCAACAAGCUGGCACUUCAGGCCGAAAUUUACCUUGUGGAGGGCGAUCAUAUUUUGGAUUUUGCAAAGCCGGAGCUUCCUAACAUAAAGUUGAUCGGCUGCACAGCGCCAACCGCAGGACAACCUCUGAAAGAUCCGUUUAAGAGCUUUGUUGAAGGGUCCAAACGUGGGGUGGCUGUGGUGACAUUUGGGAGCAGUGUUGUGAAGAUUCCAUCGAAAGUUGCGAAGCUGAUGGUCGAAGCCUUUGAGCAACAAGAGCUCGAUGUUGUGUGGAGGGUAAACUAUACCUCUGUGAAUCCUGGCAAGAUCUUCGCAUCUCAGUGGAUUCCUCAGAAUGAUAUCCUAGCUCAUCCAAACACCCGCCUGUUUGUAUCUCACUGUGGUGCUAACGGACAGUACGAAGCGUUGUAUCAUGGAGUUCCCAUGCUUUGCUUGCCGUUAUUUGGGGAUCAGAUGUACAAUGCACAGAGGUCAACCGCCAGAGGAUUCGGCUUACACGCAAACAUCCUCGAAUUAUCAGCCUCCAAUUUGGCAGAUCUGAUGAAAGAAGUUUCUGGAAAUACAACAUACCGUAGCAGCAUUAAAAAAGCUUCCAUUUUGUUUCGGCUGCUAUACAAAGAACCACACAAAAUGGCUGCAUUUUGGAUUGAUCAUGUGAUAGAAUAUGGAGGUGCCUACAUGCGAUCUGCUGGUCAGAAUAUGCCCUUAUAUCAAUUCUUUGCUCUUGAUGUGUUAGCCGUUGUCUUCCUUGUUAUAGUUAUGCAAAUUUUCUGUCUGCAUUGCAUCUGCUGCCGUCUGCGGAGAAAAUGUUGUGGAAAACAAACUGGCACAAAGAAAGAUAAAAAAGACUAA